Rattus norvegicus (Norway rat) is the source of this 3340-nucleotide messenger RNA. RefSeq names its product tubulin, delta 1 (gene Tubd1). The record is from RefSeq and is a predicted model, not a curated record. Gene Ontology annotation, cellular component: nucleus; centriole; cilium. Gene Ontology annotation, molecular function: GTP binding; structural constituent of cytoskeleton. Gene Ontology annotation, biological process: microtubule-based process. Lineage: Eukaryota; Metazoa; Chordata; Mammalia; Rodentia; Muridae.
AGGCGUUUGCCGGAUGUGGAGCAUGCGUACCAUAUCUGAAGUUGAUAAAUUGAAAUUGAACACGCGUGGUUAGCCUUUCUAAAUAGAAGAAGGGAAACGGGGGUUGAAAAAAGACUAACCCUCAGCAGAGCUCUUCGCAUAAGGAGCAAGCGCAUUUAUUUGUGCUAGGUGACCCACCCCCUUGUGUUUUAGGCUAGGCCUCGUUUGUGGCUUGGCAUGUCGAUAGUGACAGUACAGUUGGGGCAAUGUGGCAACCAGAUUGGCUUCGAAGUGUUUGAUACUUUAUUUAGAGACUCACACUGCUCCCAGGGACUCUGUUCCAAGAGAGAAAACGAGGCAUAUCAAGCAUCCUGCAAAGAAAGAUUUUUCAGAGAGGAAGAAAAUGGAGUUCCAGUUGCCCGGGCUGUUCUUAUUGACAUGGAACCUAAAGUUAUCAAUCAAACACUAUCAAAAGCUGCCCAGUCUGGCCGAUGGAAAUACGGUCAGCACACAAGCUUUUGUCAGAAACAAGGAUCUGGGAACAACUGGGCAUAUGGUUACUCUGUGCAUGGACCGAAGCAUGAAGAAUCUAUAAUGAACUUAAUCCAAACAGAAGUGGAGAAAUGUGACUCUUUGAGUGGAUUUUUCAUCAUAAUGAGCAUGGCUGGGGGAACAGGAUCAGGACUGGGAGCCUUCAUUACACAGAAGCUACAAGAUCAGUACUCCAGUUCCUUGAAAAUGAACCAGAUUAUAUGGCCUUACGGAACGGGCGAGGUUAUUGUUCAGAACUACAACUCCAUCUUGACUCUCUCUCACUUGUACCGGUCUUCAGAUGCCCUUCUCAUUCAUGAGAAUGACGUUGUCCAUAAGAUCUGCGCCAAACGGAUGAACAUCAAGCAGAUCUCCUUCCGAGAUUUAAAUCGAGUUCUUGCCCACCAGCUGGGGAGUGUGUUCCAGCCUACGCACUCUGAGGACAGCUCGUUUCACUACUGCAGAAAUCCACUCGUUUCUGGAAUUGUGGGACCAGGCCUGCCUCAUGCCACGAAUGUUUGUCUGGUGGCUCUCUACCGUAGACCUAUGUUUCUGUCUACAAACGGAGACUUAAUGGAGCAUUUAGUUCCUCACCCUGAAUUUAAGAUGCUGGGUGUCCGUAACAUUCCUCAGAUGUCUGCGGAGUCUCUGGCGUACAGCACGUUUACCUGGGCUGGCCUCCUCAAGCAUUUAAGACAGAUGCUUAUUUCCAGGGCAAAAAUGGAAGAAGGUAUCGACUGGCAGGUGCGGCCUCCUCUGUCCGGCCUUCCACCGAUUGGCAAGGCAUCUGCCCACAAGGAACCUCACUUUAACACUUCUCUCGCUAACUUGGUCAUCCUCCGAGGGAGAGAAGUGCACAGUGCCGACGUGGGGGGUUUUAGAGACGCAGCUCUCUACACUUCGUGGUUGGAGCCUGCAGAUGCUUUCAGUGUCUGGAAAACCCCACGACCCUUUGACAAGUAUGAGAAAUCUGCAGCCCUGGUCAGCAAUAGCCAGCUCCUAGUGAAGCCGCUGGACAUGGUUGUGGGCAAGGCGUGGAAUAUGUUCUCAUCCAAAGCCUAUAUCCAUCAGUACACCAAGUUCGGAAUGGAGGAGGAAGACUUUUUGGACAGCUUUACAUUGUUGGAACAAGUUGUUGCCAGCUAUGGUAGUCUUUGACCCUAAGCCAAGAGGAAAAGCCCUUUAUAGGAUCUUUUUUUUUUUUUUUUUUUUUGGAGCUGGGGACCGAACCCAGGGCCUUGCGCUUCCUAGGUAAGCGCUCUACCACUGAGCUAAAUCCCCAGCCCCAGGAUCUUUGAACUAAAACAUUUUCAAAACUGAGCUGUGCUCAGUGGUGCUUGCCUGUGAUCCCAGCACUCUGGAAUUAGAAGCAGGAGGAUCAGGCCAACCUGAUGGACAGGUUGAUGGACAAGACUACAUGAGACCCUGUCUCAGACCAGAUACGUAAAUAUAAAUACUUGCUUUCAAAUUCAUUCUGUUAACAACUAGGACGCUGAUUCCAGUUUAUGUGUCCACAGACACGGAGAAAACACUUCCAGUAGAGUGUGGCAUAUUUUCAGGGGAAACGUGGAUUUGGUAUUUUAUUUGUAAGAGAAAAAAGCAAUCCUUCUGUAAGGAACCGUUUUGUUGAGAUAGGACCCCAAACUGUUGGGCUCAAGAUCCUGACUCAGCCUCCAGGGUAGACUCUGCACCUUGGAGUCCAGUUUAAAGGAACUCGGCAGACACUUGGCUGUAAGAAUCCAAGGAGAGGGAAAUGAUCUGUCGCUCUCCACGUUUCUAAUCUUCCAUUUAUAAUGAAAAAGAGUUACUUAACAUGAUCUAAGCUCCCACGGUUCAGAUGAAAGCAACAUAGACUUUUCAGUGUACAUGUGUGCUUUUAAAAAGAUUUGUUUUUAUUUGUGUGUGUGUAUAUACAUGUGUGUGCAUGUGUGCACAUGAGCAUGUAUGAAGCUACCCAUGGUGGCCAGAGGGUACGUUAAAUGCUAUGGAGAUGCAGGUGAGUUCUGACCCUCUACAGUACAAUGCUGAGCCAUCUCCAGUGUGGUUUGUUUGAUUGAUUGUUUUCACUUUUCAGACAGGGCCUCUGUAGCCCAGGAUAGCCUGGGACUCUCUCCAGCCUCAGCUUCAGCUUCUGACGUGUUAAGCACUAAAGCGAACUUGGGUCUGAGAAUUACAAUUCUGUCAAUAUAUUUGCCUUUAAAAAUGAUUGCUUUGAACCACAAGGGGGAGAUGUUGUCAAAUGCUACACUGUGACCAUCGGUUCCAAAGACAGUGAGAUACUCUUUAUAGCCAUUUAAAAAAGAACACUGGGCCAGGUGCAGCUGUGCCCUCACUCAGUGGCUGGGACAGGGGGAUCUGUUCAGUUUGGAGUUCUGGUCAAAAGAAAAAACUGUAGAUUGUGUGACAGAUGGCUGUAAUCCCAGUCCUUGGCACAGGAAGUUAAGGUGACCAGGAGCAAUGAGCAGCCUUGAGCACACACCAAGCUCCAGGUCAGAUAGGGUAUGCACACCGAGAGACCUCUUCUCAAACACCAAAGCCAGGUGUUGGAGAUGCAGCUCAUCAGGUAAAGGCACUGGUGGCAAGCCUGGCAUCUAAGACUCAUCCCUGGACCUCCAUAAUCCAGAGAAAAGAGAAGCUGCUUCUCUGACCACACUUGUGCCAUAGCAUCCGCAUGCCCCACACAUGUUAAUGAAAUACUUAUUGUGAGGCAGGGCCUCACUGUGCAGUCCUGGAUGACCUCGAACUCUCUCUGUGGACCGGAUUGACCUCAAACUCUGAGACUAACUGCCCCUGCCUCCUGAGUGUUGGGAUUAAAGGCUUGGCUACCGUA